This is a messenger RNA of Oncorhynchus mykiss (rainbow trout), 6915 nucleotides long. RefSeq names its product activin receptor type-2A. Gene Ontology annotation, biological process: protein phosphorylation; activin receptor signaling pathway; cellular response to growth factor stimulus. Gene Ontology annotation, molecular function: activin binding; activin receptor activity; ATP binding. Gene Ontology annotation, cellular component: activin receptor complex; plasma membrane. NCBI's taxonomy places the organism in Eukaryota, Metazoa, Chordata, Actinopteri, Salmoniformes, Salmonidae. The record is from RefSeq and is a predicted model, not a curated record.
CACCAAACGCCAUCUUGAAACUGUGGCACUGGUCACAGAAGAGGGAAACGUUGAGGAUACUGCACGCAUGGGAAAAUGCUGUACUGACGUGCUUGUCUUGGAUACGCUCAUGACUUGACAGCAGCCGUGUUGACAAAACGAAUUAACUGUUGAUCUCAUGUGUUUCCCAACGACGUUACUGAUUAAAUCUUGGUUGUUCCAAAGCUGCAAUUGGAUACGAUUUUUACAGACACUGGUUGCCAGCUUUUACCGUAUGCAUAACUAGCUCGCAAAAGUCAACGGACAGAACACGUUGCAAUCCAUUGGGAAGGGAAAAUGCAAUGUCUCUGGAAUCGGAUUAUGCGCUAGCAUAACGUUAACGUUACAUUUUGGAAGGUGAAGACAGCGUUGUGAGGACCAAGAAAUGAGAUGUAUCAAAUAUAACGUUAGUCCACUACAUGUGGUGUAUUGAAACGUCUUAUUUAGCUAACGUUAGAUAAUUUACGAUAACUAGACAACUAAGUAAUUUAAACUACCUGACGCUAGCUAACGUACACAUUUUUAAGAUUCAGGUUUAAUUAGCUAUGUUCCAUGGUAUUGUUUCUAAAUUUACCUAGUUUAGUCUUAUUAGGUCAAAUAACAAUGUUGAACAAUUGGAAAUCGUUAGUAAUAUUGCUAGCUACUAGUAGUACUGUAACAUGCUAACUAACGUUUAGAUGGGUCGUUAGACCAACCUGCAACAAGUCAGUCAAUAGCUAUGUUUUUUUAAACCAUUUUGUAGUCUAGCUAGCUACACAAGUAUCACUUCUUCCAUAUUUGUGGGCAUAUUUCGUCAGGACCUUCAACUGUGUAACGUAGUAGCUGGCCAGUGGAUCUUUUGGAGUGGGUCUUCUCAACAAACACCUGUCAGCUGGAAAGUCAGUGUCAAUACCACAACAUGUUGUUGACAAUACUAGCUUGCAAACUAGCUGGCUAGUUACGUUAGUCUUUUUUUUAAUAGAUUUUUUUAGCUUUUUGCACAGACCUUCAUAACACACAGUGGAGGAGCAAACCUUUGCAGCUGUGUGUUGUGUUUAUUUCCCGGAAAUAAAAAGGAUUUCAAUUGGAUUGAAAAUGGGAGCCGCUAGCGAGCUGGCGUUCGCUGUUUUUCUCAUCUCGUUGUCCUCAGGUGCAAUCCUGGGUCGCUCGGAGACACAGGAGUGCGUUUACUACAACUCUAGCUGGGAGAAGGAGCGAACCAACCGCAGUGGCAUCGAGCCUUGCUACGGAGACAAGGACAAGAGGCUCCACUGCUUCGCCACCUGGAAAAACACCUCGGGAACCAUCGAGAUCGUCAAGCAGGGCUGCUGGCUGGACGAUGUCAACUGCUAUGACAGUAGCGAAUGUGUGGAGACGAAAGAGAGUCCGGACGUCUUCUUUUGCUGCUGCGAAGGCAACAUGUGCAACGACAAGUUCCUCUACAGCCCCGACGCGCAGGCUGUCCAAAGUAAGUCGUCAUCGACCUCCAACCCGUUUACCCAGAAGCCUCAGCUGUUCAACACCCUGCUGUACUCUCUGGUGCCCAUUAUGGGCAUCGCCGCCAUCGUCCUCUUCUCCUUCUGGAUGUACCGUCAUCACAAGCUAGCAUACCCGCCCGUCCUGGUGCCAACACAGGACCCACUGGGGCCACACACCCCUCCCUCGCCCAUCAUGGGGCAGAAGCCAUUGCAGUUGAUCGAGGUCAAAGCCAGGGGUCGCUUCGGCUGUGUGUGGAAGGCUCAGCUCCUCGACGACUACGUGGCUGUCAAGGUCUUCCCCAUUCAGGACAAGCUGUCAUGGCAGAACGAGUAUGAGAUCUACAGCCUGAGUGGGAUGAAACACGAGAACCUGCUCCACUUUAUCGGUGUGGAGAAGAGAGGCAACAACAUGGACAUAGACCUCUGGCUCAUCACAGCCUAUCACGACAACGGCUCUCUGACUGAUUACCUGAAGGCCAACGUGGUGUCGUGGAACGAGCUGUGCCACAUCUCCCAGACCUUGGCCCGUGGCCUGGCCUAUCUCCACGAGGACAUCCCUGGGCUGAAGGACGGACACAAGCCCGCCGUCGCACACAGGGACAUGAAGAGCAAGAACGUGCUUCUGAAGAACAACCUGACAGCCUGCAUAGCGGACUUCGGUCUGGCCCUGAAGUUUGAAGCUGGGAAGUCAGCAGGAGACACCCACGGACAGGUGGGCACGAGGCGCUACAUGGCCCCUGAGGUGCUGGAGGGGGCCAUCAACUUCCAGAGAGACUCCUUCCUGAGGAUAGACAUGUACGCCAUGGGGCUGGUGCUGUGGGAGCUGGCCGCUCGCUGCACCGCUGCAGACGGUCCUGUGGAUGAGUACACACUGCCCUUCGAGGAGGAGGUCGGCCAGCACCCGUCUCUAGAGGACAUGCAGGAGGUGGUGGUCCACAAGAAGCUACGGCCCUGCCUCCGAGAGUGCUGGCAGAAACACACAGGCCUGGUGAUGCUGUGCGAGACCAUCGAGGAGUGCUGGGACCACGAGGCCGAGGCGCGGCUCUCGGCGGGCUGCGUGGAGGAACGCAUCAUCCAGAUGCGACGCCAGACCAACAUCGUCGCCCCCGAGGAGAUUGUCACCGUCGUCACCAUGGUGACCAACGUGGACUUCCCUCCCAAAGAGUCCAGCCUAUGAAUGGACGGACAUUGACUGGACGUGUCAGGUGGUGGACAUGGAGCUAUUUUGACUGGAUGUUUUCAGGUACACAUUGAUCGACCAGAGUGGCCCGUUCAGGAUCAUGAACUCUGGGUGAUCCCGGGUUCAUUUCUGACCCUUGACCCCCUCAGAUGGGCGUGCUGGCAUGGCGUGGUUGUGUUUUAGUGCUGGGCGCUACACUACUGUCAUUCAGGAAAUACCUGGCUGUGCCCACCAACACUGGUUUGGUUUCUACCCACUUCAUAGUAUCACGAUGUGUUGGAUUCAGAUGGACUCCCAUAGCGAGCCUCAAACUGUACAACAGACUCCUUCAAAAGAGCAACACUAGGUCGUAACAAAACGCUGUGAGCUGGGCAAAAGGGAUAUUUUAUAUAUGAAGAAAACACUAGGACCGCCUAACAGACUUCUGUUCUAUUUUCUAAGAAAAAGAAGAGGGAGAGGAUGGACUCUCCAAAAGGAACUGUUACGGCUCAGUGAAGGAAAAAGGGCAACUUGUUUUAAAAUUCCUUUGCGGUUUUCUUUCUGUGUUUAAAUGAUAAUGACAACUUGUAAUGCCAAUAAGAAACAGCUUCUGAAUGUCACGUGUACUGCUGCUGUACAUCAUAUCAAAACAAUAGCAGUCAAGGUUUAUUUUAGGGGGGUGGGGGGGGAUCCAUGUCCAAGCGUUACUACUUUGAAAGCAAAACCAUAGACCUCCCUCAAAUCAACAAGGUAUACCUCAGUUCCAUCUUCAUUACAACACUGCAACUCUAGAGACAGACCUACUGUUGUUUCUAGUUCUAUUAAGUAUAUUUCUGUGACGACAACAAUCUCUCUGGAAACCGUUCAGAUGACAUCAUUACUUUGGUAUUAUCGUACUGUAUACUGUACAGCUGUGGCAGGUGAAAAUAGAACCAUUAUCACCACAGUUUUUUUUAAACUAUCCCGCCAAGAGUUGUAUGACCAUACAUUUACACACAUCUGCCUUCUUGUUUUUCUUCUUUGCACGAUUUUUUUUGUCCUUGUUUUUUUCCUUAUUAUUUUUCUUAUUUUGUCCUUCCUUGCGGUUUGAAUUAGUGUUUUAUUGAAAACAUGUUACUCCUACAUUUUAAGAGUAUUUCAAUAACCCCCUAACUCAUUGAAAAUGAUUUUAAAAAAGCACUUCUUCCUUAUUUUGGCUUGCUGUGUCAAUCGAGUAUUUAAUGAUGUGAGCAUGCCUUUUGGUUAUCUUUUGGUCUUCUUUUUAAACAAGCUCAGGAAGCUACUCUUCUGUCUCUCUUGACUCCCUAGUUAUUAUCCAUCUGUAUCUCCCAGUCCCUAGCUACUUCUCGAGUCCCUAGCUACUACCCUUCUGUCUCUCCUGAGUCCCUUGCUUACUACCCUUCUGUCUCUCCUGAGUCCCUAGCUACUACCCUUCUGUCUCUCCUGAGUCCCUUGCUUACUACCCUUCUGUCUCUCCUGAGUCCCUAGCUACUACCCUUCUGUCUCUCCUGAGUCCCUUGCUACUACCCUUCUGUCUCUCCUGAGUCCCUAGCUACUACCCUUCUGUCUCUCCUGAGUCCCUAGCUACUACCCUUCUGUCUCUCCUGAGUCCCUAGCUACUACCCUUCUGUCUCUCCUGAGUCCCUAGCUACUACCCUUCUGUCUCUCCUGAGUCCCUAGCUACUACCCUUCUGUCUCUCCUGAGUCCCUAGCUACUACCCUUCUGUCUCUCCUGAGUCCCUAGCUACUACCCUUCUGUCUCUCCUGAGUCCCUAGCUACUACCCUUCUGCCUCUCCUGAGUCCCUAGCUACUACCCUUCUGUCUCCAGUCCCUAGCUACUACCCUUCUCUCUCUCUCUCCAGUCCCUAGCUACUACCCUUCUCUCUCUCCAGUCCCUAGCUACUACCCUUCUCUCUCUCUCUCCAGUCCCUAGCUACUACCCUUCUCUCUCUCUCUCCAGUCCCUAGCUACUACCAUUCUCUCUCUCUCCAGUCCCUAGCUACUACCCUUCUCUCUCUCUCUCCAGUCCCUAGCUACUACCCUUCUCUCUCUCUCUCCAGUCCCUAGCUACUACCAUUCUCUCUCUCUCCAGUCCCUAGCUACUACCCUUCUCUCUCUCUCUCCAGUCCCUAGCUACUACCCUUCUGCUUUGAGACGCGGGUGACCUUUCACACUGACUCUCUCGCUUCCUGGUGCCAUCUCAACCGUAGUGUUAAAACAUCUCUACUUCUAGCCUCUCUAUCAUCUCAACUCAGUUGAGCCUUUUAAUCAGUGUGACAACGUUACUACUGUAGACCCACCCUGGGCAAAACAAGGAUGACUCUUGUCGUCCUUCCGGAAUUUGAAUGUGAAUGUGUUCUAUAUUCCAUUUCUAGCUUGUUGUAUGAGCUCAGAUUUGUCUUCUGGGUGACAUUGACACAGGUGAUGAUGCGUUCAUCUUUGCAUUCUCUCUCUUCACACCUAGUCAGUGUUUAAACUGGAAUUACAACAUCUUCAACAACGUUCAGGGAUUCAAUACUAUGCUUUUCAGUAAUUACUACAGUAUAUGCAACCCGUGCAGAAUGGUGCAACGUCCGUACUUGCAUUGCUGCAGGAGCGACUUUCACACCACUGUAGCAAUUAAAAAAAACAUUUUUAAUCUUGUCUAUUGAUGUUUUAAUGAUUUGCUGAGCUUUUGGGUACUAGACAGAGAGCAGGUGGGCAGGUGCCAACUCAAACAAUUAUUACUUUACCUCUAUCUGAAAGACAGUGGAACGGACUUAGGGAAAGCCCAACUGUAUUACUAGAUUGUGGCUGUACUCUUGGGGGUAAAGGCUGCAGUUGGCCAGUGGUCUCGCAGCGGAUGUAGGCUCUAUCGCAAUUAGUAUUUUUCCUUGAUUCCUCACAUCCUAUCUCCUUGCCUAAUAUGGUUGAGGAGGAGGAGAGGGGAUGUGAGGAUUCAAGGACAUUUUAAUUGAGAAAGCCAUAGAAUGGUGGCCGUUACUGUGAAAUCCCCCCCCCCCUCCCUCGCUACACACUGGAAGCCUGUAGCGCUCAGCAAUAGCAACUAGCAAGCAAAGGGCAUUGGAGGAAGAGUGGAAGGGGCACCAGUUUCCAAGCAGUUAGUGGUGAACCAACAGUCUGAUAUACAAUCACUACAGUACUACUGCAUUAUUUUGGUUGUCGUAUGUGCUUCUGAGAAAAAAAUACAUAUGUAGCCAUGUUGUGGUCCUCUGAUGAUUUCUGGUAUUUUGAGGAUAUCAUUUUGUGUACAUGAUUUUAUUUUUAAACCACAACUACUUCUACAAAGCUGAUUUCACUGUACAGGCGUUUUAAACCCCGAGCCACACUACAAUCUUCUUAGUUGAUCAGACCUUGGCCUUCUUGUGAGAGUUGACUUUCUUUCAGAUAAACUUCAGAAAGCCCAAAUAACAUUUGACUUCAGAUUUGACUGGGAUAUUGAAAUGCACAUUAUGUAAAUAUAUAUGUCAUUUUUAGAUCGUAGAGGAUGGAUAUAGCAUGAGGUUGUUUCUAUUGUUAUUAGAAUAUAUCACAAAGACGGGGAAAAAAUCCCAGAUAAAUGAAUUAUUACAUAAUAAGAUUUUACCUGUUUUAUUUUGUAUAUCUAUGUUUUUAUAUUGUAUCAAUUUAUGGCCCAAAACGGUCACUCUUCCUUCCCCAGGUGAGACUCAUUUCUUUCUAAGGUGGUCUGAUGAAAAUCCCCUCAAAUGGAACCCUGAAUCAACGGUUAUAUACCAUUUUCACACUACUGAGCUGAGCCGAACCGAGUUGGAUAGAGAUGGCCUGGUUAAGCAUCCACCAUAGUUGCUGGAAGAAAACUGAAAAUGACAAUGUGAUCGGAAAAUAUCAGAGCCAGCAAAGUAUGGUUCGGGUUGGCUCUGUAGUGUGAAAAUAGUCAUUGUUUUACCUCAGACAUCCUAGCUCAGACCCUUAUGUUACACUACAACAUUGAGAUGCCAUUGCUACAAUGUUCCAGCAGUGUUGCAAGAAUGUUAUUCCUUGUAUGUGACCAGCAGACAGUGUUUUCUGUAACACACUUCCUCUCAAAACAACCCUAAAGCUAAACCUAGGUUAGCUUCGGUUCUGUAUUUGCUGAUAGUCGAACAGUGUGACUUGGCACAAAUGACUGUUCUAUUGGCAAGUGGACUUGCCAAUCAUUUUUAUGCUUUGAAGUUAUUUAACAAACUUUUUCAGAUGCCUGGUUGGAAGUGGAUGUUAAAUAUUGUACAGAGAAAUUGUAUGCUAUUGUCCCUAAAAUAAAGUAUAGUGACUGCUCAUUA